UUUUUCUCAUUUUCUUUUGAUUUUUUUUUCUUUCUUUCCUUCGCUUUCUUAUCGAUAUAUAAAGAACUGCUCUUUCUCGUUUUUUCUGUUUCCUUCUUUCUCUGUUUUAUAUCCCUGAUUCCCAUUUUCUCUUGCAUUUCUCUUUAUAACUCUCUAUUUCCCGUUACAUAUCGUUAUCAAUCACUACUAACAUAUACCAAUCACUAUUCCCUUUUCCCACUUUCUUUUCCACUUUCUUUCCCAGUCUUUCCUACUAUAAUGAACACAAUUUAUCAUAAUAGAACCUCGUCUGCUGCGAGUGAUGUUGAUCCCUUCUCAAUUCCUGAUGUUUAUUACGGCCCCAAAACUGAUCCAUCCAGAUCAAGGCUAAAUAGAGUCAGAACCUUUUCUGUCCACACUGUCAAACCACUCAAGUUCUCUUCAUCUAAUAAUAACAAUUCCUCAAUUAGCUCUGCUGCCACCAGCUCUUCCAGCUCUACUUCCUCAAACUCUUCUCCCUUCAAUUUCAACUUCAAACUCAAAAGAAGAUCAAGUCAAGAUGAAAGGACCGUUGUUAAUCGAAAAUUCCUUAUCACAAACAUUGACGCAACUUUAAAACAACUAUUGGAAAACGAAGACACAGACAAAAACUAUCAAAUCACUAUUGAAGAUACCGGCCCAAAAGUCCUCAAAUUAGGUACCGCCAACUCUAAUGGCUUCAAUAAAUUCGAUAUCAGAGGCACUUACAUGUUGUCAAACUUGUUACAAGAAUUAACCAUUGCUAAAAGAUUCGGUAGGGUUCAAAUGAUCUUGGAUGAGUCAAGACUAAACGAAAACCCAGUAAAAAGAUUAACAAGAAUGAUCAGAACACAAUUUUGGAAAGCUCUCACAAGACAAUUGGACAAUAACAAUAUCGCUGCAAUGGCCAAUGACACCAAAAUCGAUACCCCAGAGGCAAAGCUUCCAAGGCUUUAUAUUCCUCACUCUUGCCACGACCAAUUCCAAUUCUUUUCGGAAAUUGCUGAUUCAAAUCCCCAUUUCAACUUGCAAGUCGAAUACUUGCCUGAAUUUAUUACCCCAGAAUACGUCAAAUCAAUCAACCAUAAACCUGGUUUACUAGCCCUAGCUAUGAGAAAAGUUUACGAUCCAAAUACUGAUUCAUUCACCCUAAAAAGUUGGCCCUAUGUAGUUCCGGGUGGUAGAUUCAAUGAACUAUACGGCUGGGACUCUUAUAUGAUUGCUCUUGGUCUCUUAAUCGACAACAAAAUAGAACUAGCUAGAGGCAUGGUUGAAAACUUCAUCUUUGAAAUACAACACUAUGGCAAAAUCUUAAACGCAAAUAGAUCCUACUACCUUUGUCGUUCUCAACCCCCAUUUCUAACUGACAUGGCCAUAAAAGUUUACCAUAAAUUAAUUGAAACAGGCAACGAUUCAAUUGAAUCCCUAGACUUUCUAAAAAGAUCCUUAAAUGCUUCAAUAAAGGAAUACAACACUGUCUGGUGCUGUGCCCCAAGACUAGACCCCAAAACUGGUUUAUCAAGAUACAGACCUGAUGGUUUAGGUAUCCCCCCAGAAACUGAAUCAACUCAUUUCCACUCAAUCUUGAAACCUUAUGCUCAAAAACACAACUGCUCAAUCGAUGAAUUUCAAUCACUAUAUAAUAGCUUAAAGAUCCACGAACCAGAUUUAGAUGAAUAUUUCCUCAACGAUAGAGCCGUCAGAGAAUCCGGUCAUGAUACAAGUUAUAGACUAGAAGGUAGAUGUGCAAACUUGGCUACCGUCGAUUUAAAUGCUCUAUUAUACAAAUAUGAAAUCGAUAUUGCCACCUUGAUCAAAAACGUCUUUAAUGACUCCUUUUUAAACUAUGAAAAUAAAUUUGAAUCUUCCCAAAUUUGGCUUCAAAGAGCUCAAAUCAGAAAAACUGCUAUGAACAAAUACUUGUGGAAUGAAUCAAAGGGCAUCUUUUAUGAUUAUGAUACAAUCCUAGAAAAACAAUCAGACUACGAUUCCGCUACUACUUUUUGGACUAUGUGGUCCGGUCAAGCCUCUGACCAUCAAGCAGAAUUAAUGGUCAAACAUGGUAUCCCUAUGUUUGAAGAACUAGGUGGCCUAGUAGCUGGAACUGAAGAAUCAAGAGGCAUAAUCUCCGUCGAUAGACCAAAUAGACAAUGGGACUACCCCUUUGGCUGGGCUCCUCAUCAAAUGCUUGCUUGGGUCGGUUUAACAAAAUACGGUUACGCUGAGGUCGCAAGAAGAUUGGUCUACAGAUGGCUUUAUAUUAUGACAAAGUCUUUUGUUGACUAUAAUGGUAUCGUUGUUGAAAAAUAUAACGUUACAACUGGUACUGAUCCUCAUAAAGUUGAUGCUGAAUAUGGUAACCAAGGCGCUGAUUUUAAAGGUGUUGCAACUGAAGGUUUUGGCUGGGUUAACGCUUCUUAUAUCUUUGGUUUGACAUUUUUAGGAAGUCAUGCUCAAAGAGCCUUGGGUACUUGUACUUCUCCCGACGUCUUCUUUUCAAGAUUAUCAGCUUCAAAUAAAUCAAUCAACUAAUUAAUUAACUAAUUAAUUCUCAUGUUUUUUUUGGGUUUUUUUGUUUUGAUUUAUUGAUUCUAAAAUUGUCAAUUGUUCUUUAUUCUAAUGACAUAAUCUCAUGAUUGCUUUACUAUUAUUAUCACUAUCAUCAUCAUCUGCUAUAACAAUACCUCUUAUUACUAUUAUUAAUAUUAUUAUUAUUCAUCAUUGAAAACUUAAUGUUAAAUCAAUUUCCUAUCCAAUAGUUUUGGUUUUAAAUUUUAUCAUUUUUAUUAUUAUCACUACUUUUUGUUUUAUAUUUUGGUUGCCUUACUACAUUAUACUAUAUUAUUAGUUUUAUUAUUCAUAAGAAAUUUUUUUUUAUUUUUUUCUCAUUCUUGAUCUUCUGUUCAAUUUCAAUUUCAAUUCUUUUAGUUUUCUUGCCUCUCUUUUGGGUAAAGUUAAAAGCCUUUUCCGG
Ascoidea rubescens DSM 1968 is the source of this 2968-nucleotide messenger RNA. RefSeq names its product alpha,alpha-trehalase. NCBI's taxonomy places the organism in Eukaryota, Fungi, Ascomycota, Saccharomycetes, Ascoideales, Ascoideaceae. The transcript has a single exon. The record is from RefSeq and is a predicted model, not a curated record. Gene Ontology annotation, biological process: trehalose catabolic process. Gene Ontology annotation, molecular function: alpha,alpha-trehalase activity; calcium ion binding. Bases 259 to 2529 code for a protein of 756 amino acids. Gene Ontology annotation, cellular component: cytoplasm.